GGGCUACGCCCUCUCCCUCCAUCACUUCCGGGUCUAGUCGAACGGGGUUGUGAAAAAAAUGGUUGUCACGAUAUUUAGCAUGCCAAUCUACAAAUGACAGAUACAUAUACAAUUAUACAGAGUACACUAUCCAUGUCAGGGUCCAAGAAGGAUUUUCGCAGUAUUGUGCAACUUUUUGUCAUAGACAGGAAUAUUUUAUCUUGUCUGCAAACCCACCGUGAAUUGACUGCUGAGUGACUUAACCAGGUGGUGUUGGCACCUUUGUGUGCCGUCUCAUUCCAAGUCCCAGAGGAACCUUACAGUAGAAGAUGAACGGCCUGUCCAUUAGAGAGCUCUGCUGCCUGUUCUGCUGCCCUCCUUGCCCCAGCCGCAUCGCAGCCAAGCUGGCCUUCCUCCCUCCAGAGCCCACCUACUCCAUGCUGCCUGACCCAGAGGCUACAGCUGCGGCAGCAGCCGGGACCACGCCAGGGGGUGCUCCCCCCUCUCUGGGGGCUCCAGGCCUGCGAUCCCGGCUGGGUGGUGGUGCGGGAGACAGAGGUGGUGGUGGUGGAGGGGGAGGAGGUGGCGGAGAGGGCAGGUGGAAGCUCCAUCUGACAGAGAGGGCAGAGUUCCAGUACACUCAGAGAGAGCUGGACAUGACAGAUGUGUUCCUGACCAGGUCCAGCCGGGGGAACAGGGUGGGCUGCAUGUACAUCCGAUGUGCCCCCAACGCCAGGUUCACAGUGCUAUUCUCCCAUGGUAAUGCAGUAGAUUUGGGUCAGAUGAGUAGCUUCUACAUUGGCCUGGGCACUCGUAUCAACUGCAACAUCUUCUCCUAUGACUACUCUGGCUACGGUGUCAGCACCGGCAAACCCUCAGAGAAGAACCUCUACGCUGACAUAGACGCUGCCUGGCACGCCCUGCGCUCGCGGUAUGGCAUCAGCCCAGAGAACAUCAUCCUGUAUGGGCAGAGUAUUGGCACAGUACCAACAGUGGACCUGGCAUCCAGGUUUGAGUGUGCUGCUGUGGUGCUCCACUCCCCUCUCACCUCUGGCAUGAGGGUAGCUUUCCCUGACACCAAGAAGACGUACUGCUUCGACGCCUUUCCCAACAUAGAGAAGGUGUCUAAGAUCCCAUCCCCGGUGCUGAUCAUCCACGGGACGGAGGACGAGGUGAUAGACUUCUCCCACGGCCUGGCUCUGUUUGAGCGCUGUCCUAAGGCCGUGGAGCCACUCUGGGUGGAGGGGGCGGGACACAACGACAUAGAGCUGUACAGCCAGUACCUGGAGAGACUACGGCGCUUCAUCAACCAAGACCUGGCUGCAGCACACGCCUGAGUGAGGAGGACUAGGGCGAAGAAUAGAACUGGCCUUUGAGAGUCUAAGAGAACGUCUGCUCUCCUGUGUGUUUGUCUUUGGCUGUAGAAGGCAGCCAUUUGAACUUCUUCUGAGUUAAAGGUUGUGAUAACUGAGUGAGAGUGGGGAAUGCAGGAUGUACUGCAGUAUUACUCUGACUAGUUGUUUGACUGUUGCCUGUCCAUAUUAUCUAAUGUGUCUGAAGUGAAAGGGUUGUGGAGACAUUGAUGUCUCUGAAGCCUGAGAUAAACAUGGAGAAUCUGAUCCCAGAUCUGUUCAUGAUCACAAACCAAUCUUGAAUCAGGCAACAAAAACAUAUAUCUAUUUUGUUUUCUUCUGUAAGGAGACCUCUGUCUCUUGAUAGAUUCCUAAUGUGAAUGAACUAUAGUGGGAAAAACGUUUGAGAAAAUAAUGUUCAUUUAUAUCCAGUCUUCUCUGUGGCUCUUGAGACAGGUCCGUUGACUCAUGACGAUAGAGAGAGCAGGACAGUGGAUGGUGUCCGUGAGGCCAUCUCAACUGGCAUUUUCUGUUACAUUUGAUCGCACAUAUACACUAUAUAUACAAAAGUAUGUGGACACCCCCUCAUAAGUGGAUUUGUCUAUUUCAGCCACACCGUUUGCUGACGGGUGUAUAAAAUCAAGCACACAGCCAUGCAAUCUCCAUAGAGAAACAUUGGCAGUAGAAUGGCCUUACUGAAGAGUUUAGUGACUUUCAAUGUGGCACCGUCAUAGGAUGCCAUCUUUCUAACAAGUCAGUCCAUUCAAUUUCUGCCCUGCUAGAGCUGCCCCGGUCAACUGUAAGUGCUGUUAUUGUGAAGUGGAAUCUGCUAGGAGCAACAACGGCUCAGCCGAGAAGCUGUAGGCCAUUCAAGCUCACGGAAUGGGACCGCCGAGUGCUGAAGUGCGUAAAAAUUGUUACAAGCGUAAGCUCACCAUGCGCAAUGCCAAGCGUCAGCGGGAGUGGUGUAAAGCUCGCUGCCAUUGGACUCUGGAGUAGUGGAAACGCUUUCUCUGGCCUGCACAGAGCCCUGACCUCAAUCCCAUCAAACCCCUUUGGGAUGAUUUGGACCGCCGACUGUGAGCCAGGCCUAACUGCCCAACAUCAGUGCCCGGCCUCACUAAUGCUCUUGUGGCUGAAUGGAAGCAAGUCCCCGCAGCAAUGUUCCAACAUCUAGUGGAAUGCCUUCCCAGAAGAGUGGAGGCUGUUCUAGCAGCAAAGGGGGGACCAACUCCAUAUUAAUGCCCAUGAUUUUGGAAUGAGAUGUUCGACGAGCAGGUGUCCACAUACGUUUGGUCAUGUAGUGUAUGAAAUGGUUGUUCACUUUGCUGCUAUUCAACUGUCACUCACAUAAGACUAUUCCUGAGGACUAUUCCUCAUGAGAAAUAAAUGGUGUUUAUAGCAUCUUAUAAAUAACACUUUGACUGACUUUCUGAGAUCUGAAAGGAAUACACAGUCAUUAAUUCACAUUUAUCCUCAAUCUUUAAUCGUGCAUUUUCCUCUCAAAGUAAUAAAAACGUGUAUAGUGUAAAGCGGAGCCACAGAGUUCGUCAAAGUGUUAGAAAUGUUGAAUUUGAAUUGGGUUCCAUGGUGGUUCUAAGUCAAUAGCAUGGAGCCAACAUGGAUGCCAGUUUCUUGAACUGAUGAUACAAUGUCUGGUGUAUAGGAGCUUUUCUAUGGUGGCAGUAUUGAUCCAAGCCAUAAACGAGCCUUUCACUGUUAGUGUGGUGCAGGUUCCACCACAUCAGUCCACACACACACAGAGCGCGCAAGCAUGAUAAGCAGGUCUUAAGUUCAGCACUAUUGUACAAAGCAUCCAAAGUGUAGUUGAAAAUAUAAUGUUUGUGUCUCCUUUGCAUUGUUGACUACCUGCCCCUGCCCCCAGAAAGACCAGAAGCAAGGACUCUAGGAAUGACCUAGUCAUGGAAUACUGAAGUUACUGUCAGUUAAAGUAACUCUCUGUUGAGGGGACACUGUAUGUUAAUGAUUAAACAAUACAUAACACUGCAGUCAUCCUGGGUCAAAGUGGCACUUUGUAGGUGGCUGUUUUUCUAGGAUCAUUUUGAACAGGUAUCUAUUCCAUUUUCACAGUAUGCUGUGUGUCACCAGACCCAAGGAGGUGGAAGUCCCUCAGGCUCCCGUGCCAGACUCUUCAGGGUUCUAGACUCUUCAGAGUUUUAGGCUGGUUAGGGUUCUAAGCUCUCCUAAGAUACAAUGAGACUAGACCGGACUGUCAGUUGUCAUUACUGUACACUACUGUAUGGGUUCUUGCUAAGGUCUCAAAAUAUAAUGGGGACUAAUUAACACAGUGGUUCAUUGAGACUGAAUAGAGAAUAGUCUCACUCACUAUGAUAAUGAAGUGAGGUAUCAAUAUUCUGACAACUUUAUGCAUGUCCAUUAUUUGUGUUUUGCUGGGCAAGUGUUGGGGUAAGUAACGUAGUGUGUGUGAUGCCAGAGGGAAAAUGUCAACUCAAGGUAUCGUACAAUAUAGUGCUUUUUAAACGGGGGUAUAGAUUGAGUUUUUUUAUUACUGAAACUAAACUAAUGUAUUGUUUUGACUUUUGUGCUAGUUUGGAUGGGGGCGGCUGGGUGGGGAUAGAACAUGAGGGUGUGGUUUAUAUAUGGUUAUUGUAGUUACCUAUUCUGUUUCUAUUAUGAUUUGUAAUAUGAAAAAACGACUGACAAUAUGAUGUAAUGUCAUUCAUUCAGGGGACUGAAUCUUGACCUUUUUAUUGACAAUGGGGGGAAAAACAAUAAACAAUUAUGUACAAAAAUAUAAA
Messenger RNA from Oncorhynchus mykiss (rainbow trout), 4111 nucleotides. Its product is annotated as alpha/beta hydrolase domain-containing protein 17A. Gene Ontology annotation, molecular function: palmitoyl-(protein) hydrolase activity; serine-type peptidase activity. Lineage: Eukaryota; Metazoa; Chordata; Actinopteri; Salmoniformes; Salmonidae. The record is from RefSeq and is a predicted model, not a curated record. Gene Ontology annotation, cellular component: endosome membrane; plasma membrane. Gene Ontology annotation, biological process: protein depalmitoylation; regulation of postsynapse organization; proteolysis.